AUUCACUAGUUAGAUUAAAGUACCUAGAGCCAAAAAUAAAAAUCCCAGCGGAAGGUAUUCUUGUUCUCAGCUAUGGCGUCGUCCUCUGAACAACCAGAUUCUUCAGAUUUGAGAUCCGAGGAUUAUCUUGAACUUCAAAAUCCGCGUGAAGAAGCGCCUUAUACACAGUAUUACAAAGAUUUGGAUGGCGAAGAAGCACUUGACCUAUUUACAUUCAGUAACAGCAAAGUGUACAGCACCGUAGUACAAAAUACAGGUGGACUACAAGAUUACCUGGAGAGACAAAAACGAGUAGAUCAGAUACGACAAAGCCGGUUGAAAUUUCCGAGUUUCCGAAAGAUUUCACACGUUGAACCUCCCAUCCCGGACGGAAUUUCCAUACAUCAUUUGAAUUCUGCCGCCCUACUUGAAAAGCUGGGAUUCUACAAUAUCAAUGUCGAUAAAAGCAAAGCACUGGAAUUACCGACUGUUUAUUUUCGACCCGACUCACAGAAAGAUGCAUUGAUUCGUGGAAAACUUACCUUUAAUUCUAAAUCUUUCCAAGUGCACUACGAUAUGGACGAGACUGAUUUGUUUUUCCUAAAUUGGGUUAACGAAAUAUCAAAGCAGGAAAUUUCCAUGGAGCAGUUUGAGAUAAUAAUAUCAUUCUUUGAGACUAAAAUAUACCAGAUCGAGAGAAUCUUACCGCCUACGAUAAAAGACCGUUUGACGAUAGAUUACCAACAACAACAGCAUGCACUAUUAUAUGGCUCAGACGAUGGAACUGGAUGUGCUCAUCAGGAUGAGCAAGCAUGUGCUGUCUGUGACUCGAGUGAUUGUGACAACUCAAACUCAAUAGUAUUUUGUGACGGAUGCGACAUUGCCGUUCACCAGGAUUGCUACGGCGUCUCUUUUAUUCCAGAAGGCCCUUGGCUUUGUCGUCGGUGCCUAAUAGCACGCAAUACUACUGAAAAAUGCAUAUUUUGUCCCUCCAUCACUGGUGCAUUUAAACAAACCGAUGGAGGAGACUGGGCGCAUGUCCUGUGCACUUUAUGGACCCCAGUAUUAUACUUUGCAAACCCAAUUUAUAUGGAACCCAUAGAGGGGAUUGAAAACAUACCCAAAAGUAGAUGGAAAUUGGUCUGCUACAUUUGCAAACAAAAAGUCGGUGUCUGCAUUCAGUGUUCAAGGCCCACAUGCUUUGCUGCAUACCAUGUAACAUGCGCCAAAAGGGCUGGCUUAUAUAUGAAAAUGAAGAAAAGCAUAAAGGUCGCCAUCAACGAUAAAAGUACCUUGGUCAGUUUUUGUGACAAACAUACGCCCCAUGAUUGGGCGUCAACUCAUGAUGUAAAAAAGGGUAUUGAUAAAACUAGACUUUAUUUUCAUGAUAAAAGAAGUCAUACGUUUGAUGAACAUGCCAACAGUGAUUUGACUCUAGUCACUGAAGCAGAGUAUAAAGAGCUUAUGCUGGUAAAGUCACAAAAGUUUGCAUGGAGGCUUAACUCAAAUAUUUAUGUUAUACCCUCUAUUGUCAUAGAAGAGUUGAUCCAGUUUCAUCAUGAAAAUAAGCUUCCAAAUAUUUCAAAGUUGACCUUGAACCAAUUUGCAAAAUAUUUUACCCUCAAAAGGCAGUUUAUGGGCAAGCCCUUAAUCAAGAGGCCAGACGUUUUCAAUCAGGCGUCACUGCCAGAACAAGAGCUUGAGAAUCGUGAUAAUGCAGUAGAAUUCUUUUCGCAAGAUGUGAGAAAAUUGUCGGAACUGACUAAACUGAUUGCUAAGCGUUCAAAAGCAGAUAAAGUUCUUAUUGAAAACAAGCUAGAAACUGCAGCCAUUUUCAGCCAACCAAAGAAAUGGGUGUUUUGCAAUUUGCUGCUUUUUUUCAAAACUCAUUUUGCAAGCCACCAUCAAACUCCACUUCCAAAAUAUGCGGUCAAACCGACGAUUUAUCAGAUUAUAGAAAAGUGUGAUGAUGGAGAAUACAAAGAGGUGGAAACUUUGAUUUACGAGAUUGAAAAGUUUUCAGCAUGGCUUACAAACUUGAAUCUUCAUCCAAACUCUCCACUACUGGAGUUACAAAAGCUUUUCAAAGGAUGGCAAAGAUACAAAAAAGUGAAAUAUCAGAAUGCGAGAGAGUAUGAUAGAAUGAUUACUGAUAGCUGGAAUACACUCAAGGAAGAAUUUAGUACUGAUAAUGGCAUAGAUAUUAAAGUCAAUAAAUCAAAUGAGGACGAUAGUACUGCUAUUACUUCUACCACUCCUGCUAAAAUUCAAUUCAAGGGAAAUACAGAAAUGAAAAGACUGGGAAUUGAUAUAUCCAACUUUUUAGAGAAUGAUGGAGUUGUUGGACGACAUCUCCGUAAAAGGAAGGUUUCAAUGGAAAAACAUGAGGGUGAUGAUGCUAUUGCAGGUGGUGUUUUGAAGGCUAGGCUGAAUAGAGUGAAGUUGCGGACCAAUGUCCAAAAUCUGCGUAAAAGUACUAGAUUAAGGAAAAAGUAACCUAGUCUGUACGAUACAAUACGGUAUACACACAACUUGUAAUUUUUCA
Pichia membranifaciens NRRL Y-2026 is the source of this 2524-nucleotide messenger RNA. RefSeq lists its product as hypothetical. The record is from RefSeq and is a predicted model, not a curated record. Gene Ontology annotation, biological process: regulation of transcription by RNA polymerase II. Bases 73 to 2475 code for a protein of 800 amino acids. NCBI's taxonomy places the organism in Eukaryota, Fungi, Ascomycota, Pichiomycetes, Pichiales, Pichiaceae. The transcript has a single exon.